This is a messenger RNA of Catharus ustulatus (Swainson's thrush), 498 nucleotides long. Its product is annotated as hydrocephalus-inducing protein homolog. The transcript is spliced from 3 exons. The record is from RefSeq and is a predicted model, not a curated record. NCBI's taxonomy places the organism in Eukaryota, Metazoa, Chordata, Aves, Passeriformes, Turdidae. Gene Ontology annotation, biological process: cilium movement; axonemal central apparatus assembly. Bases 1 to 498 code for a protein of 165 amino acids. Gene Ontology annotation, cellular component: axoneme.
AUGGCUGUCAACCUCCGCAUUGCUGGGGAUGGCUCAGGAGAGUUCAGCGUUGACAGCUUUACUCAGAUGCAGAGAGACAGUAACCAGUCUUGGAGGAAGGAAGCUCGAGGUCCUCUGGAGCCAAGGGAAUUUGCCAUAAAACCCAGCACAACUGUCAUCCGUGCCCUGGGAUGGCAGGACCUCAAGAUCACCCUGUGUUCCAACACGGUGAGAGAGUACAAGCUGGAGCUGGUGGUGGACGUGGUUGGUGUUGGCAAUAGGUGGUUGGCACUGCCCCUCACAGCCAGAUGCGUCGUUCCUGCACUGCGAGUGCUCAACCCUGUCAUGAGUUUAGGAUACUGCUUGCUAAAGUUUCCCCGCGAGGAGAAGCUGACCCUUGUGAAUGACAGCGACUUCCUGGCUGCUACCGUCUUCUCUCUCAGGUUUGGCCUUGCCUCCAGCUCCUCCCCUCAAAUGUUACUGGGGGGCGUUAUUACGGGAAUAAAAAGGUUUGAAUAA